AUGGCCCCGACCCUGCUGCAGAGGCUCUUCAACAGGAAGGGCGGCGGCGGCUCCGCGGCGGCGGCAGCCCCGGGCCGGGCGCCCCGGGAGGGGCCGGCCUUCAGUUGGUCAUGUUCAGAGCUGGACCUGAACGAGAUUCGCCUGAUCGUUUCCCAGGACUGUGACAGGAGAGGCAGACAAGUCCUGUUUGAUUCUAAAGCUGUCCACACGACGGAGGAGGUGGCAGCUCAGAGAACGGAGGACCUCCCUGUGAAAGUGCCGGCCAAAAGCUGCCUAGGAGGCGGCCCUGCUGCUCAUGGCCCUUCAGGGGGAUCUUUACCACAUGCCAAGGAGCAGCUUCCCAAGUACCAGUACACACGGCCCGCCUCUGAUGUCAACAUGCUCGGGGAGAUGAUGUUCGGCUCGGUCGCCAUGAGCUACCAAGGCUCCACCCUGAAGAUUCACUAUAUACGUUCUCCUCCGCAGCUGAUGGUUAGUAAAGUCUUCUCGGCCAGGAUGGGCAGUUUCUGUGGGAGUACAAACAACUUGCAAGACAGCUUCGAAUACAUCAACCAAGAUCCUAACCUGGGGAAACUGAACACAAAUCAGAAUAACCUGGGUCCCUGUCGGACCGGAAGUAACCUAGGUGCGCUGCAGGGAUGCGGCGGCAAGCUGCCGCCAGGGGCGGCCGAGGGAGGACCUCUCCGGCUCAGCCGCAGUGCCUCUUUCUUUGCAGCACAUAGCACCCCGGUUGAUAUGCCGAGCAGAGGACAGAACGAAGACAGGGACAGCGGCAUCGCCCGGUCAGCCUCCCUGAGCAGCCUUCUGAUCACACCAUUCCCGUCUCCAAGCUCCUCCACCUCCUCGUCCAGCAGCUACCAGCGCCGCUGGCUUCGGAGCCAGACCACAAGCUUGGAAAACGGCAUCAUCCCCAGGAGGUCAGUGGAUGAGACAUUCAGCUUAGCUGAAGAAACCUGCAGUUCCAACCCGGCCAUAGUCCGGAGGAAGAAGAUUGCCAUAAGCAUCAUCUUUUCACUGUGCGAGAAGGAAGAGGCACAGAGGAAUUUCCAGGACUUCUUUUUUUCUCACUUCCCCCUGUUUGAAUCUCACAUGAACAGGCUGAAGAGUGCCAUUGAAAAGGCCAUGAUUUCCUGCAGGAAGAUAGCAGAGUCGAGUCUCCGUGUCCAGUUCUAUGUCAGCCGUCUGAUGGAAGCUCUGGGGGAGUUCAGAGGGACGAUCUGGAGCCUGUACUCCGUGCCCAGGAUCGCCGAGCCCGUGUGGCUGGCCAUGAUGUCCAGCACCUUGGAGAGGACCCAGCUGUGCCAGCGCUUCCUCAGGGAGUUUACGCUCCUGAUAGAGCAGAUCAACAAGAACCAGUUUUUUGCUGCCCUGCUGACUGCAGUCCUAACCUACCACCUGGCCUGGGUACCCACCGUCAUGCCCGUUGACCACCCACCCAUCAAAGCCUUCUCCGAGAAACGCACCUCUCAGCUGGUCAACAUGCUGGCCAAGACACACCCGUAUAAUCCUCUCUGGGCGCAGCUGGGCGACCUCUACGGAGCCAUCGGCUCCCCGGUGCGGCUGACGCGCACGGUGGUGCUGGGGAAGCAGAAGGAUUUGGUGCAGCGCAUACUGUACGUGCUGACCUACUUCGUGCGGUGCUCAGAGCUGCAGGAGAACCAGCUGAUGUGGAGUGGGGGCCCCGCGCAAGGCGAGCAGAUACUGCACGGGAGCAGCAUCACCACUGCCCUGGAGAGGGGGGAGGUGGAGGAGUCUGAGUAUGUGGUGGUCACGGUGAGGAGCGAGCCUGCCCUCCUGCCGCCCACCCUGCCUGUGACCACGGCUGAGGGGUUGGCUGGGGUCCCGGUGGACGCUGACCCCAGAGACCUGUGUCCCCAACUUGAUGGAGAAGGAGGCGGGGCCCUGGAGAAGAGCCUGACAGCCCACGGCGCAUGGAGACCUCAGGGUGCAUCGUGCAGGGAGGAGGAGAGUAAGGAAUUCCCUCGAGGCGGCUCUGCAAGGCUCCCCAGUGGUGCAGGUGUGGGCACGGGGCUGAAGAUGAGCCCUCCAGCCAUUGGGGCGGAGCCAGGAGGGGAGGUGCCCAAGAAGCUGCCAGACCGGUCAGCGGCCAGGCCAUGCCCUGAUGGACGUUUCCGGGACAGGCCGCCCUGGGAAAAAGUCACCUUCCACAUCGGGAGCUCCGUGUCUCCGGAGUCGGACUUUGAAAGUCGCACCAAAGCAAUGGAGGAGCGGCUGCAAGCCUGCAGGUGUGCGGAGCCAGAGCCGGCGCAGGGACCCCCGGCCAGGCCUGGUGCGGCUGCCGACCCAGCCCAGGAGGGCCGGGACCAGCGCGCUCCAACAUGCUCCCGGUCCCCUGGGGCAUCUGGGGGGGCCAGAGACGUCAGGACCGAGGCUGCCGCGGAGGUUGCUGGGGUGCCAGAUGCACGUGCCACCUGCGCACCUGCCAACCCCGCAGGCGCGCUGGCGAGGCCGGGGGGUCUGGGGGGCAAGGACGCAGACGCGCCCGCGAUGAGCGGGUGCACCGCUCCUGUGCCUGGUGGUGAUGCCAGCUUCAGGGUGGAAGGUGGCCUCCCCCGGAACGAGAGCUCCGACAGUGCCCUCGGAGACAGUGAUGACGAUGCAUGUGCAGCGGCGUCGCCGGACCUGGGUCCUGGAAGUGAUCCUGAUGCGGACCGUGACCAGAGCGAAGGGUCGCUAGAGGUGGAGCUGCCACUGCCCAGGUCUCAGAGCAUCAGCAACCCCAAUGUGAGAAACUUCGGCCGCUCCCUCCUGGCGGGAUACUGCCCCACGUACAUGCCGGACCUGGUGCUUCACGGGACCAGCAGCGAUGAGAAGCUGAAGCAGUGCCUAGCAGCCGACCUGGUCCACACGGUCCAGCAUCCCGUGCUGGACGAGCCCAUCGCCGAGGCCGUAUGCAUCAUCGCAGACACAGACAAGUGGAGCGUCCAGGUGGCCACGAGUCAGAGGAAGGCAGUGGACAGCACGAAACUCGGCCAGGACGUGCUGGUGUCAAGUCAGGUGUCCAGCUUACUGCAGUCCAUCCUGCAGCUCUACAGGCUUCACCUUCCCGCCGACUUUUGCGUCAUGCACCUGGAGGACAGACUGCAGGAGAUGUACCUGAAGAGCAAGAUGCUGUCCGAGUACCUUCGAGGACACACACGUGUGCACGUGAAAGAACUAAGCGUCGUGCUGGGGAUCGAGUCCAACGACCUGCCUCUGCUGACGGCCAUUGCGAGCACUCACUCUCCUUACGUCGCCCAGAUACUCUUGUAA
This is a messenger RNA of Rangifer tarandus platyrhynchus (Svalbard reindeer), 3273 nucleotides long. The record is from the annotation of a GenBank genome assembly. NCBI's taxonomy places the organism in Eukaryota, Metazoa, Chordata, Mammalia, Artiodactyla, Cervidae.